CUUCCGGCAACUCCGCGGGAAGGAAGCGCUGGCCGGGCCUCUCGGGCCCAGGGGACCCUGGCUGCGCGCGGGGUGCUGCGGCUGCGGCUCGGCUCCUGCCCUUACAGCUUGCCGCGGCUUCAAACUUGCAGGGUCGCCUCCUACGCUGCCCGGCUGCGUGCGAAGUGCCUCACUUGCGCGGUGUUUAAUGGCUCCUGUACGGUGUGAUUAGGCGCCUUUGUGAACCCGUUUUACAGAUGAGGAAGCUGAGACCCGGAGGAGCCCCACACAGCAGAGAAAAGACGAUCGGGAAUCAAACUCAGGCCUCUGCACAUUUCCCUCCUCCUAACUGGGAGAAGACCCACCGGCUGAAUGGCAGCUGUGGAUAACUUGCAAUUUGAAGAAUUUGGUGAUAUACCCACUUCGUUAGCAGCAAACCCAGAUGCCACCACGAUAAGCAUUGAGGAUCCUGGUGAAACCCCAAAACAUCAGUCAGGACCUGCAAGAGGCUCAGGAAGAGAAGAGGAUGAUGAAUUACUAGGCAAUGAUGACUCUGACAAAACUGAGUUGCUUGCUGGACAGAAGAAAAGCUCUCCCUUCUGGACAUUUGAGUAUUAUCAAACAUUCUUUGAUGUGGACACUUACCAGGUCUUUGACAGAAUAAAAGGGUCUCUUUUGCCAAUACCCGGGAAGAACUUUGUGAGAUUAUAUAUCCGCAGCAAUCCAGAUCUCUAUGGGCCCUUUUGGAUAUGUGCCACAUUGGUCUUUGCCAUAGCAAUUAGUGGGAAUCUUUCCAACUUCUUAAUCCAUCUGGGAGAGAAGACAUACCAUUAUGUGCCCGAAUUCCGCAAAGUGUCCAUAGCAGCCACAGUCAUCUAUGCCUAUGCCUGGCUGGUUCCUCUUGCUCUCUGGGGUUUCCUCAUGUGGAGAAAUAGCAAGGUUAUGAACAUCGUUUCCUAUUCAUUUCUGGAGAUUGUGUGCGUCUAUGGCUAUUCGCUCUUCAUUUAUAUCCCCACAGCAAUUCUGUGGAUUAUCCCCCAGAAAGUAGUUCGUUGGAUUCUAGUCAUGAUUGCCCUGGGCAUCUCAGGAUCUGUCUUGGCAAUGACGUUCUGGCCAGCCGUUCGUGAGGAUAACCGACGUGUUUCGAUGGCCACAAUCGUGACAAUUGUGUUGCUUCACAUGCUUCUCUCUGUGGGCUGCUUGGCCUACUUUUUUGAUGCACCAGAGAUGGACCAUCUCCUAGCAACUGCAGCUGCUCCUAACCAAACCAUUGCAGCAGCCAAGUUCAGCUAAGAAGAAAAUUCUCUUUCAGAUACUGGCGAGUGUGGUUCUUUUGGACCUGGCAUCUGCUGCGGGAAAGCAGAGUGGCCAAAGCCAGCAGGAAAUGGACAGAUGGUACUGAAGCUCAUCACCUAUUUAAUAAACAGCUGAAUGCUGGGCUGGGGAGUGGCACGGUGAUAGAGUACUUGCCCAGCAUGCCUGGGGCCCUGGGUUUGAUCUCUAG
Molecule: messenger RNA, 1483 nt
Organism: Octodon degus (degu)
Lineage: Eukaryota; Metazoa; Chordata; Mammalia; Rodentia; Octodontidae
Gene: Yipf1
Product: Yip1 domain family member 1
Exons: 10
Coding region: 352-1272 (306 amino acids)
Biological process (GO): vesicle-mediated transport
Cellular component (GO): membrane; Golgi apparatus
Molecular function (GO): small GTPase binding
Source: RefSeq, a predicted model, not a curated record